Anopheles funestus (African malaria mosquito) is the source of this 3554-nucleotide messenger RNA. RefSeq lists its product as uncharacterized. The record is from RefSeq and is a predicted model, not a curated record. Lineage: Eukaryota; Metazoa; Arthropoda; Insecta; Diptera; Culicidae. The coding region runs from base 571 to 1746 and encodes 391 amino acids. The transcript has 3 exons.
GGGGGGGGGGGGGGGGGGGUGUUCGCAGGGUAAAUGGAAAUGUUGAAAUGUUGUGAAUUUUGUCGUUCUCAGCGACACAAAAAGAGCCAAACCUCGGGAGAAAUAUUCAGUGUUUCAUUGUCUGUAGACAAUUUAUUCAUGACAUUUAUGACUUCUUCACCCAUAUUAACAAAAAUCUGUGAUUUUCGGUAGGAUUCUUGAAAAAUCGGUAGUUUCAGGGUGCUUGUCUGUGAAUCGGUAGGCUAAUCAAAAAUCGGUAGGAAUACAGAUAAAUCGGUAGUUCUGGUCACACUGCCAGGCGCUUGUGUUCAGACUAUGAGCAACCUCUAUAUGAAUCGCCCGAACUGUUAGACACGUGAACAGCACACCCCACCGUUUCUCCUGCCUCCGGCCACUGGCAACCAGAAAGGGUCCAAAAUAAUCAAUUCCUGUGUAGGAGAACGGUCUGGUGAACGGUGACAAUCGAGCUAAUGGUAGUUCACUCAUCACAGGCGGUCGCGGGUAUGCUUGUCGAAUCCGGCAUAUAAAACAAUUACUCCUUACUCUGUGACACGCGCUUCUUAAAGCAGAAUGGAUUCAGAUACUGAAAACGAGAUAUCACUGAGUACGAGCCUUGCCUUGCGCUACUUACUAUCGAAGAAGACGAACAACCAAGUCAACGACAUUUUUAAGAAUCGUCAUAGAAACGGAGAAUAUUAUGUCCUAUUUCCGAAGCUGUUACAAGACCCUGUAAAAUUUUUCCAAUAUAUGCGAAUGUCGAAGGAAACUUUCUAUUUCAUCUUAAGAAAGAUAGAGCAUCUCAUCACCAAAUUACCAACCCACAAACCAUAUAUUUCUCCAGAAGAAAGAUUGAUGGUAACUCUCAGGUUUUUAUCAACUGGAAUACCAUUAAAAUCGCUAUCGUUCACGUUUUGCAUGGCACAUAACACGAUUGGGGGCAUUGUGUAUGAAACUUGUGAGGCCAUUUGGAAUACUUUGAAGGAUGAGUUCAUGCCUUUUCCCACGACCGCUGCCUUGGAGCAAGUUGAAAAAGAUUUUUUUGAAAAAUGGAAAUUUCCAAAUUGUAUUGGUGCCGUCGAUGGCAAACAUGUGCGUCAUAAGGGUCCGGCAAAAUCGGGAACACAGUAUUACAACUAUAAGAAAUAUUUUUCCGUACAUUUGCAAGCUGUUGCAGAUGCGAACUGUAAGUUCAUAACCGUAGAUGUUGGAGAGUACGGCAGCCGCAGUGACAGCGGUGUAUUUAAUUCUUCAACAUUGUAUGAACUUAUGCGUUCAAACCGUUUAAAUGUCCCUGCUCCGAAACCUCUUCCGGGUACUAUAACCAGCGUACCUCACGUUUUUGUGGGCGAUCAGGGAUAUCCACUAAAGAAUUUUUUGCUACGACCCUACCCAGAAAACAGUGCAGAUGCUGCCAAACUUCGUUUCAACGAAUCGCUAAGCAUUGCCAGACGUUGUGUAGAAUGCGCGUUUGGUAUACUCGUCGCUAAAUGGCGAUGUUUAAAAACGGAACUCCAGGUAACUCCGGACCAUGUUACAACGAUCAUACAAACAGUGUGUUUAUUGCACAACUUGUGCAUUGAUUUUAAGGACACCGUUGUAAAUCCGUGCAGUUCCGAAAACUCCACACCUCCUAACCCCAAUAGCUCCAGAGCAUAUAAUCACUCAUCUCAUGAGGCAACGGAGAUCAGAGAGAUUUUUAAGAACUAUUUUUUUAACUCCUCCACGGUGGAGCAGAACAACCGUUAGAUAUAUGAAAUACCUUUUUUUGUCUUAUUUUUUUAAUAGUAUAUUAUAACAAUGCAGUUACCUUCUUCAAAUAUGAAAUACCUAUUUUUGUCUUAUUUUUUUAUUUUUUUUAUUUUUUUAAUAGUAUAUUAUAACAAUGCAGUUGUUCUGUUGUCAGUGUAUGUAGCCAUACCGCACUGAUAUGGGUAUGGAUCCGAAGCCUCUAGAAGGAUAAUAUAGGCACUCCAUACCCUACUCCGAGUCAAUACGUCCCCGUCGUACAGAAUGGUAACAUAUCUCUCCAAAUAUCUGAGCUUGGGUAUACGGGGAAACCCAACCCCUUGGGAAGAUGGGGUUUAUGGCUAAAAUGAGCGGAGGGGGACAGCCAGCGUCUGUUCUCCAUGUAAGGGGCGGCUGGAUGUGCCUUCUGUCCUGGCACCCUACGGGGCUUUAAACAGCUAGGUUGCGUAGGCCCUCUGACGAGACAGGGGGUUGGGGGAGAGGCCUUGCAAGCCACCCCCAAUAUAAUUGCAACGAAAAGUAAUCAAGAAAUUUCGAAUCGGAUUAACAGAUACAGAUAACAUCGCUCUGGAAGGUGUCAUGCGAAGCUCGGGCUUCGACAUCCGGGGCACGAUUUUCACCCGUUCUCUCCAAUUUCUCGGCUUCGCGGAUGACAUCGACAUCAUCGGACGGACAUCUGCGGCGGUGUGCGACGCGUACACCCGACUGAAACGCGAGGCCGACAGAAUUGGAUUGAGGAUCAAUGCGACGAAGACAAAGUACCUGCUUGCCGGAGGCUCUGACCGUGAUAGAGGCCGACUCGGGAGCAGAGUAUCAGUUGACGGCGACGAUCUCGAGGUGGUAGAGGUGUUCUGCUACCUUGGUACGAUCGUAACUUCGGACAACAACAUGAGCAGCGAAAUCCGAAGGCGCAUUGUUCAGGGAAAUCGUGCCUACUACGGGCUCCACCUCAUUUCAAUAUUUCUCAUAUUUUCUUAUUUUUUUUCUCUUGUUUUCUCAAUACUUUCAAAGAUUUCCGAUUUUCGAACCAUAGAUUUCUAAACCACUUAAAAAAGUGUUAGUUUUAAAAUUAAAGUUAAUAUAAAAUGUGUUAGUUUAUUCAUAUAGAAAAAAAUAUAAAAAUGAAUUAGGUCAUCUUUCUCAUCAUUAUCUAAUUGCUUGUGUUUUAUUUUUAUGAACAACAUAGAAUUUGAUCUACAUGUACCACGAUCAUGACUAUUUGCAAAAUCAAAUGUUUUAAACCAUGCUAUAAAGAACAUGAUCAUCCAUUAAUAUCCUUUUCAUUUUUUUGUUGCUUAUAAUUUAAUUGUGUCUCGCUAAUUUGUAAUUGUUCGGAUAUAGCCAUUGCUUUAUUAUUAAUAGUAACAUUAUUGUAUCAAGCGAUUUUGUUUAUGUUCUCCGUAGCACUAAAUUCUUCACGCCAUAUCUACGCAUCGAUCUCGCGACAUUUAACGCACUUUAUCUCAUAAUCAUCAUCAACUGCUGCGUUGUAAUGAGUGUUUUCUUGGGAUUCCUCACCAAUGUGAAGAUAAACUUUUUAAUGCUAGAAUCAGAAAUAUCCUAAACCACCAUUCUUCGCAGCAGAUAUUGGUGCUGUUUCUGACGAACGAUUGUUCAGGAACAAUUGUUCGUUGUGUAAAAUCGUUCAUGAAUGAACUGGUUACCCCUCGUUUCAAUUCAUUUUAAUUCAUUAUAAGUUCAUUUCAGUAGUCAUUAGUUCAUUUUAGUCAUUCACAAAAGCCAACCCAAACCACCCACAUUCAUUUUUCCCGUGUUUCCUUUUCAGCUAUGCUAACUAGAUUUUUUUU